Messenger RNA from Aaosphaeria arxii CBS 175.79, 1331 nucleotides. RefSeq lists its product as uncharacterized. The coding region runs from base 96 to 1091 and encodes 331 amino acids. The transcript has a single exon. Lineage: Eukaryota; Fungi; Ascomycota; Dothideomycetes; Pleosporales. The record is from RefSeq and is a predicted model, not a curated record. Gene Ontology annotation, molecular function: protein binding.
GUAAGGCGUAUAAAUGCUGUCGAAUCCAAGAUUCUCGUCCUCCUUCCUUCUUCCUUUGACCUUCCCACCCCAUCAUCCAUCUCAUCACAAGCAGAAUGAUGAGAGUACCACGCUGCACUGGAAAGUCUGAUCUCCUCAUAGCCAACAUGGCGCAACUCCCUCACCACUAUCGAAUGCCCACUGAACUUGUCUUGCACAUUGGCACCUACCUCUCACCGGCCGACUACUUGAGCCUAGAAGCAUCCUGUCGCCACUUCCGAUAUAUGCUUCAGACUGAAACAACCAAGAUCUCCGAUGCCUUUGACCGGCGGAAAUUCUUUCGACGGAUAAAAAGAGACAUAUGUUCGCAGGCUGCACGGGCAGAAAUAGAAGCACUAGAAGGUUAUAAGGAGGGCAGGACGACUAGACUUUUACUAUCCCUAGAAAAUCUGUUCUGCAGCUACUGUUUAUCCCCUCACCUAGUUCAGUUCUUUAGUCUAAAUGCUGUUCUAGAAUCCCCAUUCAACCGCGAUUGUCGAGGAGCAGCAGGCGUCUUACGAGUAUGCCAGCAUCGCGAAAUGACUUUUACAGAAGUCAGAAAGGCUAUCCCAGCUAAAGCGCGAGAAAAGUAUCUGUGCAGUCAUCGAGAUCACUACAGAGACUCCGGAGGGCCCUGUAUCUUUGAUGGAGCCCGUCACUUACGCAAGUCAAGGGCUGCUGAGAGGUGGGUUCUCAUUAACCCUGUGUAUUUCCAUUGUCAACAUUGGAGUUACUUUAACCCUGAGCCCUUGCGCCUUAGUAUAUCUAAGAUCAAGGUCUAUCUCUGUCAGCAUCUGACUCCCUCAAGUCAGGCCUUCUUUGAUCUCAUGUAUGCCCCGAUACGGAAAGACGAAGAUUGCUGCGUAAAAAAUUCGCUUGUUUCUGAAUCACGGUGCCCGCACAAGGAUUGUAACACCCGUUUCACGUUUAGAGAUUUGGCAACACGAAGAGCAGAACUGGAGGUUUCGCGAGCAUUGGGGAACCUUUUGGAACCAACCUCAAAAAAAUGGUUAAGCCACGUUCAAGUCGCCACCACUACCUCGAGCCGUGCUCGUGUAGCGAGAAAGCAAUGACCUGAGCUUAAAUCACUUCGCAGAUGGUAUCCUAUUUCUUCAUUUGUGGGGCCUUGACUCCGAUUUAUUAGUGAAUUCUGGUCUUUCGAAGUAAAUCGGAGAUCAAAGUGCCAGGAUGAGCUAUAUUGGAAGAGUCUUAUUCAACUAUUGAUGAGGAAGGACUUUCCUGUCUCUGGUCUGGAUCCACGUCUUGAUUAGAUCCUCCCCCCGGGUUUUGGAUCGUUGCCGUAUCUGGAAACU